Lodderomyces oxycetoniae is the source of this 1506-nucleotide messenger RNA. RefSeq lists its product as uncharacterized. The record is from RefSeq and is a predicted model, not a curated record. The transcript has a single exon. Bases 1 to 1506 code for a protein of 501 amino acids. Lineage: Eukaryota; Fungi; Ascomycota; Pichiomycetes; Serinales; Debaryomycetaceae.
AUGAGCUCUCUUGAAAGAGAGAAGGAGCCAUUGCCAGGAAAUAUCUUGAAGCUCAAUUUAUUAGUAGAGGAUGAAGCGACUCUGGAAACAAUAGCAAGCUCAAACAUCUGGUUACAUGUUAGCAAGGCCGACUACGAGCCAAGUCUGGAUCCUACGUUUAUCAAUAUGUCAUUGGUUGCAAUCUGGUCACUUGGUUAUUAUCAUAUUAAAGUCACCCGAGAAGUUUUUAACACAAUUUUCAAACAAGAAUCAAUUUCCAAGAUUGAGCCUGGUGAUGCAUAUGAGAUCUUUACAAAUUUGUUCCCGCUCGACCUUGAUGGUUUGGUGGAGAGCAAAGAGAAAGACGGACGCCAUCAAAAUUUGUUUCUAAGUGCCAAAAUUAAAGCAAGUAAAAGUGAUUAUAAUGCAGAGGGGGUACCAGUUACAGACAGAAUUGAUAACGAUUUAACUAUAUUGAUCAAGAGCAAUACCAAGUUUUCGCCCACUGUGGGGCUUUUCACAAUGAAGGCAAUUGAUUUUGAAGAUUACGAGUAUUUAGAAGAUGAGCGGGAUUUGUUAAACUGGAUGGCUUUGUAUAGCGCGCAAAAUGAAAAAUUGCUAAAUAGUCUUGUGAAAUGCAAGGCGAGUCUAAAUCAAGUUCAAGAGGCUAACUUGCUCUUGGAAGAUGGUUUGCAAAUAGCGAAAAGAGACAAUCAAGAUAUAGUUUUUGAUUUGGAAUCGAAAUUUUACCAAGUUUUGAAUGCAAAGAAAGAUGUUAUUUAUGAGUUGACAAAAGGUAGUCGACCUAGUGAUGAAUUGAUUGGAUUAAAUCAAGGAUUUGUUGGUGGUGUGAGGAAACUCCGAAAUAUCGAUAUGGGUGCAUUACCAGUAAAGGAAGGUGAAGCUGAGAAAAGAGUGAAGAAGGAGAAACCAGUGGGAAGUAAAAGACGUAAAACGGGAAAGGUAAAAGUGGAGGAAAUGGAGGAAAUGGAGAAGGUGGAAGAAGAAAAGCAGAGUCAGAAAAGUGAAACUACACUUGAGGAGGAGAAUAAACUCCCAAGGGUCAAGAUAAAGAAAGAAACAGAGUCACCAUUAAAAUCAUUGUCAGCAGAGGAUAAGCCUUUUCCCAAGAUUAAGGAUGAGCCUUAUUCCAAGAUUAAGGAUGAGCCUUUUCCCAAGAUUAAGGAUGAGCCUUUUCCCAAGAUUAAGGAUGAGCCUUUUCCCAAGAUUAAGGAUGAGCCUUUUCCCAAGAUUAAGGAUGAGCCUUAUUCCAAAAUCAAGGAUGAAUCUGCUUUUUCCAAGAUCAAGGUCAAAAAUGAGCCUGACGUUGUACCAAAAGAAAACAAGCAAGAUUUGGAAAAUAAAACUAAACUCAUUUCUCACGCAGAACCAAUCUUUAAUAGAGAGGAUUUGAAAUUUUCUCAAAAUGCAAUAGCUGCGAAUUCUUCAACUGAUGAGGAACUAGAAGCUGAAAACGAGGUUAAAACCGAAGGAGAGACAACAGAGUAUAGCUCAGAUGAUGAUUGA